Messenger RNA from Zingiber officinale, 1892 nucleotides. RefSeq names its product pentatricopeptide repeat-containing protein At3g48250, chloroplastic-like. The transcript has a single exon. Bases 59 to 1786 code for a protein of 575 amino acids. Gene Ontology annotation, molecular function: protein binding. NCBI's taxonomy places the organism in Eukaryota, Viridiplantae, Streptophyta, Magnoliopsida, Zingiberales, Zingiberaceae. The record is from RefSeq and is a predicted model, not a curated record. Gene Ontology annotation, biological process: RNA splicing.
UGUAGUGUCCAACAGCCCUUUCAUUCUUGCGACGAAGGCAAGCCAUCGAGCGAACGCAAUGAUUCGCACUACCUCCAUCCGCCUCCGCCUCCACUUCUCCUCUCCGUUUCGGUUUUCCACCUCUGCCGUCGCCUCUCCCCUCUCCGACGCCGUCUUUCCUUCCUCUGCCGGCGCCCCGCUCACUCAAGAGUCCGUCCUCUACGUCCUCAAUAAGCUCGACAGAAAGCCCCAGCAAGCUCUCUCCUUUUUCCGCUCCGUUACGGAUCAGCACCGCUUCGCCCCCGGCCCUCCAGCCUACAACCUCAUGCUCCGCAUCCUUUGCUACCCUGACCACCUCACCGACUUCUGGGCCUUCCUCAAGUCUAUGCGCGACGCUGGCCACGCUAUCGACCAAGGCACCUACUUAACCCUACUUGCCAACUUCAAGAAGCACAAACUACCCCACGAGCCCAAUGCCCUCUCCAAAUACUACCGCCGGACAGCUAAAGAAGCCGCCUCUGAAGCUUCCGUCUCCGCUGCCGCCACAGCCAUCCUCGAAUCUGAGAACUGGAACGAUGAGGAGGGGAAGAAGUUGGACCUUAUUUUUUCGGAGGCCACGGUCUCCAAGGUUCUUCGAGAGGUCCGGGAUCGUCCUGAGAAGGCCCUGGACUUCUUCCGGUUGGCUGAAAGGAGGUCAGAUUACGAACACGGUUCCGUCGCGUACAACGCUCUCAUCCGGGUGAUGGCUCGGGAGGAGUCCAUGGGGCAAUUCUGGAGCUUGAUCCAGGAGAUGAAGGACAAGGGGCACGAGCUAGACAUCGACACGUACGUAAAAGUAUCCCGGCAUUUCAUCAAGCACAAGAUGAUGAAUGCGGCGGUGGAACUGUACGAGCUGAUGAUGGAUGGGCCUUACAAGCCGGCGAUUCAGGACUGCGGCAUUCUGCUGAGGCAGAUUGCGCUCAGCGGCGCUCCGGAUCUCGACUUGGUCCAUAGAGUCGUGAGGAAGUACGAGGCGUCUGGGUAUUCCUUGUCGAAGGUGGUCUACGAUGGCAUCCAUCGUUCUCUCACCACCAUUGGUAAGUUUGAUGACGCCAACGAGAUCCUGGAGAGAAUGAAGCUUGACGGCUAUGAGCCGGACAACAUCACGUAUAGCCAGUUGGUUUUUGGACUCUGUAAGGCUAAGAGACUUGAUGAUGCCCGCAAUGUGCUCGAUGUAAUGGAGAUUGCUGGUUGCAUUCCUGAUGUCAAAACCUGGACGAUCCUGAUACAAGGUCACUGCAAUGCUGGUGAAGUCGAGAAAGCCCAGGAGCUAUUUGCGAAGAUGAUUGAAAAGAACUGUGAAGCUGAUGGAGAUGUUCUGGACGUUAUGGUGAGAGGCUUGUGCAGUAAGAAUAUGGCUGAUGCUGGUUAUAGACUUUUCUAUGAGAUGGUGGAGAGAGCACAUAUGAAGCCCUGGCAAGAAACUUAUAAGUUCUUGAUUCAACAAUUGUUGAGGUCAGGGAUGCUUGAAGAGGCAUUGAAGCUUCUGAGGUCGAUGAUGGUCCACAGAUUUCCUCCGUAUUCAGCUCCCUUUCCUUUCUAUAUAUCCAGGCAUGGGACAAUUGAAGAUGCCAAGGAAUUUCUGAAAGCAUUGACCAUGAACAACUAUCCAUCCCCUAUGGUUUAUUUACAAGUGUUCCAGUCCCUCUUCGAAGAAGGAAGGUAUUCAGAGGCUCAAGACAUACUUUUCAAAUGCCCUCAUCAUGUUCGUAAGCAUUCUGACAUAUCUAAACUCUUUGGUUCUAUUAAAACUGAGAAAGCUUCUUGAUGUAGGUUAACUUGGUCAAUACUUUAGUUUGGUUGUUUUUGUGUCAUUCACAUGCAAGCAAUUCUUAUAACCUUUAUCAACACCUGUUGCAGUUGUAUCUGAUAUA